Messenger RNA from Megalopta genalis, 1258 nucleotides. RefSeq names its product peroxisomal biogenesis factor 11c (gene Pex11c). Lineage: Eukaryota; Metazoa; Arthropoda; Insecta; Hymenoptera; Halictidae. The record is from RefSeq and is a predicted model, not a curated record. Gene Ontology annotation, biological process: peroxisome fission. Gene Ontology annotation, cellular component: peroxisomal membrane.
UAUUUUGUUGUUAGAUGGCAUAGAUAUAUUUUGUUCGAAUUUGCAGCACGACACAUUUGGAAAUAUGAAAAUGAAGUUUUAUAGAAUUCUCGACAUUAAAUUUCAACUUAAUCGUCAUGCAAUAAAAGUGUUUCUGUGAAAAUUGAGAUUUCUGUCACUAUUUAUAUCGAAUAUGUCUUUGAAAAAAAAUCAUUUCCUAACCCAGUUUUGCCGUUUAACAUAUAACGCAUGGAAUCAUGAUGAGAUGUCAUGUUUAGAUGACAUCUGCAGAGGAAACUAAAUAUAUAUGCAUAUAUCCACACGAUUACGUUGAUGAUUUGAGUACCGUUAUUUAUGAUUAAUAAUCUUGCAGUUUAAAAUGGAUAUGGAAUUGCUAUCAAGAUAUUUGGAGACUUACUCUGGCAGAGACAAAUUGUUGAAGACAUUAUCUUAUAUGGCCAAGUUAGCCACAUUGAGUACAACGUCGAAGGAAACUGAGAAGAAGUUUAAAAUACUUAGCAGUCAAUUGAGUGCUUGCAGAGUAACGUUAAGGUUACUCGAUGAUAUACCAGUGAUUCACUAUGCUAUGUCAUAUGGCUGGGGAAAGAAGGAGCCAGAUUGGUUAUUGAGAUUGGCAGAGUUGUUGCAAAUUGGAGUCGAUAUUAUAUUUUGUCCAGUGGAACAUGUUUGUUGGGCAGCAGAACACAAACUAAUUAAUAUCAAUAUUGAAAAAUGGGAUAUUGCAUCCACAUGGUUUUGGAUCAUUUCUCUACACUUGUCAUUGAUUAAAUCCAUAAGAAAAUUAAAAAAGCUGAACAAUCGUAAAAUACAGUUUGCUGUUGCCAAACAAAGAAAUAAUGAAUUAUUAACCAGCUUUCGAAUAAUACUAGAUAUCAGUUACGCAGUAAGUUAUCUACCGCCCAGUUUACUUUGGGGAGGACAAUUAAAAACUUGGCAAGUUGGAGCUCUUGGAACUUUAUCCUCUUUAAUUAGCCUUUAUCAAGCUCUAAGCAGACUAGCCGAAAGAGGAACAUAUUCGUAAUAUAAAUAUUUUUUAUAAGAUUGCUGCAAAUUAGAAGCAGUUCUUAUAUUAAUGUAAAUACGGUCUUCCACUUUUGCACAGAUGUUGUACAAUAAUUGUGAAAAGAGAAAUAUAGCAUAAAAAUUGGAAGAAAUCAGUCCUCGUGGUAGUUAUUUCAUACACUGUAAAGUAUAAUUUUACAUAUUCCAAAGCAAUACAGUUUUGUUAACAUAAUAAAGAACAAUUUAUUAUUUUUCA